Molecule: messenger RNA, 261 nt
Organism: Nannizzia gypsea CBS 118893
Lineage: Eukaryota; Fungi; Ascomycota; Eurotiomycetes; Onygenales; Arthrodermataceae
Exons: 1
Coding region: 1-261 (86 amino acids)
Source: RefSeq, a predicted model, not a curated record
AUGAAGUACACGAUCUUCCUCGCUUUGGCUGCACUAGUCAUCACUGUCAGCGCCAAAUGUGACGGCACUCCAGAUCCUACCUGGAGACAUUCCGGCGAUUGCCCGAACGGCCGUCAGGAUGACGGAGCUUGUGAAGCAAGAUGCCGAGGCGAAGGCUUUGGCUGUGGCGGCUGUGGAGGCUGGCUGUACGGGGAUUGCUGGUGCUGCAGCAACGAUUGUGUCAGCAAGUAUGAGCGCCUUCUCCCAGGCACAGCCUAUUAG